AUGUCGGACUCCCCCCAAUCUCCUCCCAAGGAUGUCGACCAAGGUGUACAAUCACCGGAAGAGGAACAAAUGAACGAGGCUCAAGACCCACAGUCAGGUGGACUCACCUAUGAGUUCGAGGUCAAGGAGCAGGACCGCUGGUUGCCCAUAGCCAAUGUCGCCCGCAUCAUGAAGAAUGCGCUCCCUGAAAACGCAAAGAUCGCCAAGGAAGCGAAAGAAUGCAUGCAGGAAUGCGUCAGCGAGUUCAUCUCCUUCAUCACGAGUGAGGCCUCGGAGAAGUGUCAUCAGGAGAAGAGAAAGACGGUUAACGGAGAAGACAUUCUAUUCGCCAUGACUUCUUUGGGGUUCGAGAACUACGCAGAGGCCCUCAAGAUCUACCUCUCGAAAUACAGAGAACAGCAAUCCCAGUCCAACAGGGGAGAAACCUCCCACCGUCCAGGCAGCAGUGGCUACGGCGCCAACCCGCCAACCGGAGCAGGAAGUUUCCAAGCCGAGCCACAAAACAGCGUCCUCGGAGGCCAGCAAGGAGAUAGCACCGCCGACGCUCAGGGCUACAUGUACGGCGCGCAGACGGGGCACAAUGGUACCGGCGGCGCCGACGGCUACCAGUAA
This is a messenger RNA of Colletotrichum scovillei, 612 nucleotides long. RefSeq names its product histone-like transcription factor and archaeal histone. The transcript is spliced from 4 exons. The record is from RefSeq and is a predicted model, not a curated record. Gene Ontology annotation, molecular function: DNA-binding transcription activator activity, RNA polymerase II-specific; protein heterodimerization activity; RNA polymerase II cis-regulatory region sequence-specific DNA binding. Bases 1 to 612 code for a protein of 203 amino acids. Gene Ontology annotation, cellular component: CCAAT-binding factor complex; nucleus. Gene Ontology annotation, biological process: regulation of transcription by RNA polymerase II. Lineage: Eukaryota; Fungi; Ascomycota; Sordariomycetes; Glomerellales; Glomerellaceae.